Molecule: messenger RNA, 2193 nt
Organism: Impatiens glandulifera
Lineage: Eukaryota; Viridiplantae; Streptophyta; Magnoliopsida; Ericales; Balsaminaceae
Product: signal recognition particle receptor subunit alpha homolog
Exons: 10
Coding region: 157-2022 (621 amino acids)
Biological process (GO): SRP-dependent cotranslational protein targeting to membrane
Cellular component (GO): signal recognition particle receptor complex; endoplasmic reticulum membrane
Molecular function (GO): ATP hydrolysis activity; GTP binding; GTPase activity
Source: RefSeq, a predicted model, not a curated record
GGUUAUUAUUUUCUGGUCUCUCUCCUCUUCCCUCAUUUGUAGAUUUACUCGUCGAAUCUUUCAAUUUUGGUUGAUUUUUUUCCUUCUGUUUCUCCGAUAGAGAUUGAUUGCUGAUUCAAUCGAAAACUCAGGCAAGGUAUUAGAAGGACUAAAAUAAUGUUAGAGCAGCUACUGAUCUUCACUAGAGGAGGGUUGAUCCUCUGGACUUGCAACGAGCUUGGUAAUGCACUUAGAGGCUCGCCCAUUGACACCUUGAUUAGGUCUUGUCUUUUGGAGGAGCGUUCAGGUGCUGCAUCCUACAAUUAUGAUGCUCCUGGAGCUGCGUAUACUCUAAAAUGGACAUUCCACAACGAACUUGGCCUUGUAUUUGUUGCUGUUUAUCAGAAAAUACUCCAUCUUUUGUAUGUUGAUGAUCUGCUUGCUAUGGUGAAGCGAGAGUUCUCAGAGAUCUAUGAUCCAACUCGUACCGUCUAUGAUGAUUUCGAUGACAUUUUUAGGCAGCUUAAGAAAGAGGCUGAGGCGCGGGCAGAAGAAAUGAAAAAGUCUAAGCAGAUCAGUAAGCCUGUGAACAACUUGGCCAAGAAGCAAGGGCAGGUGCAGAAGUCCAGUACUGGGGGAAUUGCGAGAAAGGGUGACAGUGAAUCUGGAAGUGAUGGUGCGGAUGAUGAAAACUUGAAAGUGAAGAAAAUAGAAAACGGUUAUACAAAUGGUAAUCAUGUUGGAGUUGACAAGCUACCACCUGUUGUUAAUGGUAAAAAAGACGAAAGUCCCAAUAAUGGGGCAUUUAAUGUAAAUAAGUUACAGAAGCUAAGACAAAAAGGUAGUAAGAAAAUAGACACUGUUCCAAAGAAGAGUUCCAUAAUAGAGCCAAACAAAAAGGUGACAAAAAAGAAUAGAGUUUGGGAUGAUUCACCUAAAGAGAAAAAGUUAGAUUUUACUGAUCCAAUGACUGAGAAUGGAAAUGAGAGUAUAACUGUUGUAGAAGUAGAUCAAGGUGAGAGUAGUAUGAUGGACAAGGAAGAGACAUUCAGCAGUGACAGUGAGUCAGAAGAAGAGGAGGAACCAGGAAAGGAAAACAAGGCUGGAACAAAGAAGACAGGGUGGUUCUCAUCCAUGUUCCAGAGUAUUGCUGGAAAGGCUAGUUUGGAUAAGGCUGACCUAGAACCUGCACUGAAAGCUCUCAAGGACCGUCUCAUGACAAAAAAUGUGGCAGAGGAGAUUGCUGAAAAGCUUUGUGAAUCUGUAGCAAUAAGUCUGGAAGGUAAAAAGCUUGGUUCAUUCACCAGGAUAUCAUCAACUGUUCAAGUGGCAAUGGAAGAGGCCCUUGUCCGUAUUUUAACUCCUAAGCGUUCAAUCGAUAUACUACGGGAAGUGCAUGCUGCAAAGGAGCACAGAAAGCCAUAUGUCGUUGUCUUUGUUGGAGUCAAUGGAGUUGGGAAAUCUACCAACCUUGCAAAGGUUGCUUACUGGCUUCUGCAGCAUGAUAUUAAGGUCAUGAUGGCUGCAUGUGACACGUUCAGAUCAGGAGCUGUUGAACAAUUAAGAACUCAUGCACGGAGACUCCAGAUUCCUAUUUUUGAGAAAGGCUAUGAGAAAGACCCUGCAAUCGUAGCUAAGGAAGCAAUUCAGGAGGCCACUCACAAUGGUUCAGAUGUUGUUCUUGUUGAUACUGCUGGUAGAAUGCAGGACAAUGAACCACUUAUGAGAGCAUUGUCUAAACUUAUAAACCUCAACAGUCCUGAUCUUGUUCUGUUUGUCGGUGAAGCCUUGGUUGGGAAUGAUGCAGUAGAUCAAUUAUCAAAGUUUAAUCAGAAAUUAGCAGACCUCUCAGCUUCCCCAAAUCCCAGGUUGAUUGAUGGUAUCCUUCUGACUAAGUUUGACACUAUCGACGAUAAGGUUGGAGCGGCACUUUCUAUGGUUUAUGUUUCUGGUGCGCCGGUAAUGUUUGUGGGUUGUGGCCAAUCUUAUACGGAUAUGAAGAAGCUCAAUGUGAAGUCGAUCGUGAAAACAUUGCUCAAGUGAUUGAGAAAUGUAUCUUAAAAAAGUGUCAUGUCCUGCAUCUUUGAGAUUGUCUGUUCUGUGUUUUUCGUACUCAAAAACCUUGAUCUGUUCUACAACUUUGUGUACUUGAUCCAUGUUUAACUAUUUAAUGUGUUUUGGUGAAUGGAUAUGCACCUUAAUUCAUCCUAUUUC